Molecule: messenger RNA, 5502 nt
Organism: Salarias fasciatus (jewelled blenny)
Lineage: Eukaryota; Metazoa; Chordata; Actinopteri; Blenniiformes; Blenniidae
Gene: rasa2
Product: RAS p21 protein activator 2
Exons: 25
Coding region: 140-2608 (822 amino acids)
Biological process (GO): regulation of GTPase activity; intracellular signal transduction
Source: RefSeq, a predicted model, not a curated record
UGUGUGUGUGUGUGUUGUGCGGGACCACGACGUGACGCGGUAGUGGGACUGGCUUUCCUCCGCUCUGCCUGCAUUCAUAAACGGAUAUGAUAAACCAGCGCUGAAUGCACCGGAGCCGCGACGACAGUCAGCCCUGACCAUGGCGGAAGAGGACGACGCUAGGGUUCGGAUUUUACAGAGCCUGCGGGGGAAAAUAUGUGAAGCCAAGAACCUGGGUCCGGUCUCGGGUCCAAAUCGACAAAGGGACCUGUGUACGUUUUGCACCAUCAGUCUGGAUCAGGAGGAGGUGUUUCGCACCAGGGUGUUCGACAAAAGCGUCACCCCGUUCUACGGAGAAGAUUUCUACUUCGAGAUCCCACGCCCGUUUCAGUGUUUAUCCUUCUACGUUUAUGCCAAGAGCGUUUUUCAAAGGGAUUUACCUGUCGGCAAAGUAUCGAUCCGGAAGGACGACCUGUGUAAAUACAAUGGGAAGGAGGACUGGUUCGGCCUUCAGACGGUAGAUCCUAACUCAGAAGUCCAGGGUAAAGUCCACCUGGAGAUGCGAUUGAAUGAAGUGAUCACGGAGAACGGCUCCAUAGGGCAACAUUUACUUGUCCGAAUAAUAGAGUGCAAGGAGCUGCCUUUAAUCAGCGGGCAGAACUGUGACCCCUAUGCCACCGUGUCACUGGUCGGACCCGCCAGGUCUGAUCAGAAGAAAACAAAGGUGAAGAAGAAAACCAGCAACCCUCAUUUUGAUGAGACCUUCUUCUUUGAGGUCACACGGUCCAGCAGCUACUCGAAAAAGUCUCAUUUCCAAGUGGAGGAGGAAGACAUUGAAAAGCUUGAGAUCAAAGUCGAUUUGUGGAACAAUGAGAAUCUGGCUCAGGAUGUGUUUCUGGGAGAGACACGGGUCUCUGUCAAGAUCCUGCGAAACGACCACAUCCACAAAGCCUGGUAUCUGCUCCAGCCUAAAGGGAACGGCAGCAAGUCCAAGUCUGACGAUUUGGGAUCUCUGCGUCUGAAGCUGACCUACAUAGAAGACACGGUGCUGCCAUCUGCCUGCUACACACCGCUCUGCAACCUGCUGCUCAAAUCCCCGGAUGUGAAACCUAUCUCAGCGUCGGCGGCGCACAUCUUGGGGGACAUUUGCAGAGAGCGAUACGAGGCUGUUCUGCCUUUGGCUCGACUGCUGCUUCACCACAAUCGCUUUGUGCCUUUCGUCUCUGCGGUGGCAGCGUUGGAGCUGGACAACACUCAGGAGGCUAACACUAUAUUCCGUGGCAACUCGCUGGCAACGCGCUGCAUUGACGAUAUGAUGAAGAUUGUGGGAAAAAAUUACCUAGCCGUUACCCUGAAGCCUGUCAUAGAUGAGAUUUGUGAAUCCAACAAAACCUGUGAGAUAGACCCUGUUAAACUUAAAGAAGGUGACAAUGUGGAGGUCAACAAGGAAAAUCUUCAGGUUUAUGUGCAGAAAGUUUUCUCCUCCAUCACUCAGUCCAGUUCCAGCUGCCCCCCACUCAUGUGUGACGUAUUCAGGUCUCUCAGACACUUGGCCUGCAAACGCUUCCCAGGUGACCCACAUGUUCAGUACUCGGCUGUCAGCAGCUUCGUGUUCCUGCGCUUCUUCGCUGUGGCUGUUCUUUCUCCGCACUCUUUCCAGCUCCGCCCCCAUCAUCCUGAUCCUGAGAUUUCACGCACGCUCACCCUCAUCUCUAAAACUAUCCAGACGCUGGGCAGCUGGGGCAGUUUGUCAAAGAAACUGUCCAGUUUCAAAGAAACCUACAUGUACGACUUCUUCAAAUCAUUCCAAGAAGACAAGUGUAUUGAAAAAGUUAAAAAGUUUCUCGAUGAGAUCUCCUCCAAUGUCAGCAAGGAGUCCAGUGGACUGGAGGAUGCCGUGGUUCUGAAGGAGGGGGAAGUACAGAAACGUGCUCAGGGCAGGAAGCGUCUCGGCAAGAAGAACUUUAAGAAGAGAUGGCUGCGGGUGACCAACAGGGAGCUGUCCUACCACAAACACAAAGGGAAAGAGGCCCUCUGCACCAUCAGUGUCAAAAACAUCCAGGCUGUGGAGAAACUGGAUGAAAGUGCCUUCAACCGCAAAAAUAUGUUUCAGGUGGUGCACUCGGAGAAGCCUCUCUACGUCCAGGCAGGAAACUGUGUGGAGGCCAGCGAGUGGCUGGACGUCCUGGGGCAGGUCAGCCGCUGCAACGAGGGCCGUCUGACCACUUUCCACCCGUCCAAUUACACCGCCGGAGCCUGGCAGUGCUGCAAAAACCAAAACAGCAACUCUCCGGGCUGUAAGCCCUGCACAACCACCGUGAUGGACAACCUGCAGCUGGACAUCGACUGUGACCGAGAGACUGAGAGGAUUUUCUCUCUCCUCUCCUCCAACGACACCAAGCUCCAGAACAUGGAGGAUGCGUGUGCCACCAUGGUGGUGUACCAGGGCCCUCAGCGGGAGCAGGAGGAAUACUCCAAGUUCACCAUUCAGGAACCCAAAGAGACCUUUCAGACGCUCCAGCAGCUCCGGAACAUCAUGAGAGAGCUGCAGAAUCAGCACCUCAUCAGGAACGACACCACAGCGCAGUACGGCAGCCUUGACAACCCCAUAGUGGGAAAAACCUCCUAACCUGUUCAGACAGGUGUGGCCCACGAACAGCCAUACCAGUGGAUGUAAGCUACACCACAGCAGGCCAAAAGGGUUCUAACAGACCCCUCCCCCACCCCGAUCUCCAGACGCCAUGAGUCCACUACAGCCGUGACACCGGGAACCAGAACAAGCUCCUGAACUUUUCCAGGAUUUUCCAGGAACGUUCGAAGCUUUCGGUGUUGUCUGGUUUUGUUUGUGUUACUCGGCAGUCGCGAUGCCUCCCCCCCCCCGCCCCCGCCCCGCCCCGCCCCCGCACAUCGCAGAUCCCUUAACAAGAGACUUUUUUUCUCUGUCUUAAUUUAAAUCCACUUUUACGUCUCCAGCUGUGUGAAAUAAGGCAUCAUUAGAUGGUGUGUGAAUAGGCUGCUAAUUUUUUUGUAUUCACCCAGUUUUAUAGCGACAGCUGUGAUGAUGCCCCCCCCCCCCCCCCCCCCCCCCCCCCGUGUCUUUAGAGCUGAUUUAACAAUCAUCCUUCUGGAGAACCAUUCUCCCUCUUUGCCCCAAUCCACUUUUAAUCUUUUAGUGUCCUUCUUCUGAACAAAUGUGUACAUAACUUUGAGUCGACGAAACCGAUCUGCCUUACUUUGACAGAUGUUUUCUUUCACAUGAAAUGCUGAGGGAGUCCUACAGAAGCACUUUAAUAUAUUUGGAGCUCUCCAAAUGGAAACGAUUCGAUACGUGGUAUCAGCUUCCCCCAAUUUUGAUCAGUUUCAUGAUCUCGAGUACAUUUUUGUUUCAUUUCUGUACAAUAACAUUUAUAGCCUGUAGAUUUUAAGAUAUUUUUCUCGACCAAAGACAAUUUCGUAGGUUUGAACUUGGACUUGAAAAAACGUUAAUGUAUUUUGAAUACAAAUGGUUUAAAAAUGGAAACAAAUGAGAUAAAUAUAUCUAUAUAUGUUGUAUGUUUGGUUGUGUACAUUUUUGAUAACAUAUCCUUUCACUUUCUCGUGACUUAAGGCAAGCAGUCUGCAUGCAUCAAGUUUUGAAUCCUGAAAGCUCGACUGUGGUGACGAGUUGUUUUCCCCUGUGAUUGUGAAUUGUUUUGGUCCGGUGUGCGUCAGAUAUGUGUCGUCGAGGUAGGGGCCCGGCAAAGUGACAAAUAGGGGCUUGUGUGUGUGUGUGUGAGAGAGAGAGAGAGAGAGAGGAGAAUUCGCACGCAGAGAGAACUCAGAAACACAAAAACAACCAUUUUAAUCGUCCCAACAAUCACAACAAGCAAACCCAUCAAGACGUUUCUUUUCCACACCAGCAGCUGUCAUCAUGGGGCUAUUAUAGGAGCAAGGAGCAGUGUGUGUAUGUGUGUGUGUGUGUGUGUGUGUGUGUGUGUCAAUUUGAGUAUUUAUCUAGAUACUUGUAUGUGUGCAAUCAUAUUUGUGGUUGUAAUGACCUGUGAUCUGUGCACGCUUAGAUCUGUUUGUUAAUGAGAAAAGGGGAAAAUCUGCGUUUGCACAAAAAGCUCAUAACAGACACGUAUAGACUCAACUCUCCUCAUGCAGGCUCAAAUCAUUUUGACGCCAUAUCAGUCUGUGCAGCUCACAGUAAGAACUUACAGCACUCCAUGCUUCAGAGCAAUGUCUUUAAAUCUGAAAUAUUAGGAGGAAGAGGAAAUGCGCCGUCACUCUCUUUCGAUCCUUGAGUUUUCACCAGCCUUUGAUUCUUCUGUCUGAUUAAUGAAUCACUUUUGCUCUGAAGAGAAUUACGAACAAUCAAUCUGAGUCUCCUCUCCUCCCCAAAUGUUUCCUUCACUCAGCUGAACAAUGAAUUUGUGGAAACAGUUGAAAAAAGAAACUUGAAUUUACUUAGAUAACAAAAGAUGAACAUCUAAUGCGAUGAUACAGGGUUAACUGUUUUUUUUGUUUUGUUUUUUUGCUUCUGUCUAUCAUAUAUUUCUACCAUGCAUGUCUUCUAUAUUUAACAAUAUAUUUUUCUAGAAAUAAUGUAUCUUUUUUUUAAUGUGUCGUUUUGUUGGUACGCUUCCUGCUUCCUUUUGGUCUGCAAUGCUGCUUUUUGUCCACAUACAUUCUCAGAUUUCAACAUGGAUCUAAAUUUGAAACCAUAAUUUAUUCUUCUAUUUAAGCUUGUGUGUCACUCAAUGUUUAACGUCAAAGUUUUAAUGAGGCCAGUGAACAGGAAGUCGAGGACACAUGAAAAAAAAAAAAAAUUAGGAUAGUUUAAAUAUUGUUUUGUCACUCAUAACUUAUGGAAAAUAAAAAAGGAAUUUUACUUUCUGAAGAUUAUUUCGAGAUAUAUUUUUAGUUUUUAAGACUUAAAAGCUACAUUUGUUAACAAAAAAAGGCACUUAAGUACAGUUAAUGAAUCUAAAAUACGCUCAGUUUGACAGUCUGUUUUCUUGAGAGGCAGCUGAUUUUCGCCCGGCUGCUCCCGUGUGUCGGCGUUCAGUGAGGGAAUGUGUCUCCCUGCUCAGCCAGCGUGAGAUUGUAAUACAUGCACAGAUACAAUUUCAUAUCCAGACGAGACCAAAUCAAAAGGGAAAAUGUUCCUGUUUGCCUUGAACAGAUGAGUAAAAGUGAAUGACGCGUGGAGCCAGUGUGCACACCCGAUGUUUUCUGUGUAAAUGAGGGGAAAAGCAUUCAGGCACCUGUAACCCUGUUAUAUCAACUUCUCUUAAACCAGGACAUGAAACGUUAAAAUAAUGUUUUCUAUUGUCUCGAAGUUGAAAAGUGAGUGCAGAGAAAUGAUGUGAAGGUUUUGGAGUGUGUCUGUGUGUUCACUUGCUGUGCGGAGAGUCGUCUCAUCACUUCUGAAUGUCUCCACACGUCUUUUUUUAUUUUUAUACACAUCACACAGCUUAUUUUUUUAUACAUGGUCUCUUCUGUUUGUUCACAAUAAACUCUUUGCCAAUGUUUCCCCUG